AUGUCCAACAAUCAACUCAGAGAUGCUCUCAUUUUCCCAGACUCGGACCGCGCAUUUCUAGAGCCCCAUCUUCCGCCCCAGAAUGCCACAUUUUCCACCACGAAAACCCUUCCCUUCACCACCCUCACUUUUGCUACCUCCCUCGACUCGUCUCUGGCUCUUUCUCCUGGCGCCCGCACCGUGCUGUCAGGCCCUCAAUCGAAAGCCAUGACCCACUUUCUCCGGUCGCGUCAUGAUGCCAUCCUGAUCGGAGUGGGCACCGCGGUGGCAGACGAUCCGGGCUUAAAUUGCCGCAUCCAAGGUGUCGGCGGGUAUGGGGCCGACGGACUUCAGGGGCAGCCCCGACCGAUCAUCAUUGAUCCCAGCUGCCGGUGGGACUUUACCGAGUCCUCGAAGAUCUUGUCGCUGGUCCGGGAGGGCCGCGGUCGGGGCCCCUUUAUCAUCACCGGGGUGCAGUCCCCGCCCAGCGAAAGGAAGGCGCUGCUGGAGAGGCACGGCGGCAAGUUCAUCACGCUGGAUGCCAUGACGACUGCAGCCGGCGAGCACCGCAUGGAUUGGUCGGUAGUGCUUGAGUGUCUUAAGACGGAAGGCCUGGGGAGCGUCAUGGUCGAAGGAGGAGGGACCAUCAUCAAUUCUCUGCUGGAUCCCUCGUCGCAGCACCUGAUCGAUUCGGUCAUUGUGACCAUCGCUCCGACAUGGCUCGGCCAAGGCGGCGUGGUCGUUUCGCCUAAACGACGGUUCGACGCACGAGGUGAAGCCAUUCCAGCGUCGCGACUGACGGAGGUGAAAUGGUAUCCGUUCGGAGAGGACGUUGUGAUGUGUGGAAAAAUCAUGGCUUAG
Aspergillus clavatus NRRL 1 is the source of this 840-nucleotide messenger RNA. RefSeq names its product RibD family protein. Bases 1 to 840 code for a protein of 279 amino acids. Gene Ontology annotation, molecular function: 5-amino-6-(5-phosphoribosylamino)uracil reductase activity. NCBI's taxonomy places the organism in Eukaryota, Fungi, Ascomycota, Eurotiomycetes, Eurotiales, Aspergillaceae. The record is from RefSeq and is a predicted model, not a curated record. Gene Ontology annotation, biological process: riboflavin biosynthetic process. The transcript has a single exon.